AUGCCGUCUUUUCUCAAAUAUAUUCCACUAAAAGUAAUCAGCUUAUUUGCAGGAAAAAUUUCGAAAAAAGAGUUGACGCAUUCGUCAAAAACUGAUAACGGUCGAGGUGCACUUUUUGAAUAUUUUCUUGAACAAAAUAAUUUACGUCGGGUGGCUGUACAUUCUGGACAAGUUAAUGGUAGCAAUUAUUAUUUAUUCAUUCGUCCCGACGAAGAUGAUGAUCUCGAUGAUGUUGACGUAGCCAAAUGGCAAUCGAACAAAGAG
Loa loa (African eye worm) is the source of this 264-nucleotide messenger RNA. RefSeq lists its product as hypothetical. The record is from RefSeq and is a predicted model, not a curated record. The transcript has 2 exons. The annotation marks the transcript as partial. NCBI's taxonomy places the organism in Eukaryota, Metazoa, Nematoda, Chromadorea, Rhabditida, Onchocercidae.